CCAUCAUAAAGAUUUUUAUUAACAAUAGUUUUCUUCUUAACAAAAUACAGGUUACAGUAAAAGCUAAACAUGAAAAUAUGGGUAUGUUUAAGGUGUACAUGCAAAACGUGGCUUAAAAUCUGGCUAAAAAUCACAUCAUCACAUCUCACAGUGCGGAUGUUGUAAAACAAAAGGGGUUGCAUAGUAAUAACAAAACAUCUCACAAACAAUAUGCCGUAAAUUAUUACAUAUAUUAGCUUUCCAUGGUGAGAGACAAAAGUAGUAGGAUGUGCCAAAGUCUGGAAAACGCUUUUGUAGAAGCUGUCUAUAGCAGAAGCUUUUGCUCUUUCCUUUCUCUGCAUUGGACGUGCUUGGAUUGAAUCUGCUCAGUGUCGGCUACAAUCGUAAGGUUAUCAUGCAAAACAUUAUCAAAGACCAAACUUUAUCUCACAUUGACUAUCUCCCUGAUAAGUACCUCAAAAUCAUCCAGAAUUCACAAUUUCUACAAUCACAUCUUUCCUCAGCACAGAAGCACUUGCCAUUUACCACCUCACUUACAUGUGCCUAAGUGGACUUAAUGUUUAGUAAGGCAGUGUACACCAACAGUUGUGCACAUGGGCUUUAAAACAUACUGCUCAAAUACUGGCACAUGUCAAAGAAGGAAAAUAAACUCAUAUAUAAUCAUAGAAUACAGACCAAACAUUACAGCUGCAAUCUUACUAAUCUAACAGCAGCCUCAUGUAAAUGUUUAUCUGAAGACUUAACAUCACAGGAUCGUAAGCUAAACAAAGUUAAACCAAUCAGACUUACAACUGCUUCACAACGUUUUAAAAUACACAUGACACAGAACAGCAGAAGGAAGACAUUCAAGAUUAAACAUUGACACAUUUACAUACAUAUCUAUACAUCCAUGUGUUGUGAUGCAAACUUUUAUGGGUACACUCAGGUGAAUAUCUCAUGAGAGCACAGGCCUUUCGUUGUCUUUAUAAUUAGGCUGCAUCCAAUGCCCCUGCACUGUGGAGGGUUUACAGUGCUAAAACCAGAUUUUCCAUCCAUCAGUUGUCCAUAACACGUAUUCCUAGUGGAGUAUACUAGUGGGUAUGGAGCCUUUCCCAGAUGACACUGGGGUAAACCCUGAAAAGUCCAUUAUAAGCCCACCCAGACACAAACAGACACCCAAACCUACAGUCACUCCAAGGGGCAAUUUGACACUUUCUCCCAGAAAUGACAUUGAAAUUGGUCAUUUACGAAUUAAAUGGUAAAUGAGCUGUGGCUAUAAUUUCAUGAUUUUUAAAAGCUUACAUAGUCAUUCAGCUCGACGGAACAACAGAAAGGUAAUCAUAACAACACUGGUGUUAACUUUUCAAAUCCCAUGUUGUAUUGGUAUGGAUUAUUUAGCAUUGCUGCAGCCCCCUGUGCACGCAUAAGUCACCCCAACCUUAAUAAUGUGUGAUGUCUGAUAUCGUACUGCAUGGAUACUCGGACAAGUUUACAGAUAUAUUGACAAUAUAAGAUACAAUAAGCUCUGCCAUGACCUGACCAGAUGAGACGAAUGCAGUUUUGUAUGUCACAAAGCUAUAAGCUAUUGCUAAUAUCCAUAUUGUUUCUCACCUCAUGAGGAGUAAUCGUCAGCUUUACCCUUGUGGUGUGAUGUGAGCCAUUUUCUAACGAUGUGAUCACAGUGGAACUGCUCCAAAACUAAGUGGUUACAGGAAUAGCCUCCAUCUAAAUACCAACCUCAUGAAAUGGAAAGCUCCCCUCUGAGGCCACAGAGAUGUAACAAAGGCCAAGGUAAUGUUCUGAUUACAGUCAGAACAGGGGAGAUAGAGAGCAUGCUACCUGUUGGUCUUUUGGUUUCUGGAGACUUGUCUUGUGCACAAACAUUAAUAUUAACAUAUGGGUGGAUAGGAGUUCAUCAGCAUUCAAGUACAAGCAUGGUUUUGCAAAAUCAGAAAGGAGUCAACUAAAAAACCUUUUAGAUGUAGAGGCAAGCUGUUUUAAAGACACCAGUCAGUGCCUGAAGUAUGAAAAUGAAAUGUGUUUCAACAAUGUCACUUUCAGCCAGUGGCAUAACCCUUUUUUGGUCAUUUGUAUGGAGUUUAAGGAGCAGGGCUACAGUUACGCUGAGAUAUAUCAAGACCUUUGCAGCUGCAGAAACCAGUAAAAACAUAGUCAUCUGUAAUAGCUCCUUUAUCUAGAGACAGAAAACCUCUGAGGAAAACACAGAGUAACACAGUGCAACAAAGAACCUUAAGCAUUGUUUCAAACGUGUGCAGGUAAAAUAAUAUACUUCUGUUUUUGGAUGUAAAAAAUAUUUACUGUGUAAAUAACAUCUGUUCUAUUACAUACCUGAAGAAGAGAAAAAACCCACUAGUAACGUGAGGUCAAAUGAACCCUUUAAACAGCUACUAAAUAUACCUUCCUAGAGGGAACAACCGCUGUUUUGUAGGAGCACUUUCACUGAAAACAAUCAAACUAUGACAUUAAUGAAACCCAUUCCUUACAAGGACCACCUUUAUGGUUUGUGGCAUUAUGAACUGCUACUGAUAAAUUAUGUUGUGGAUGUAUAAAUCCAGUUGCAAAUUAUCAUUUGACUUUGGUUUUACUGUAGACUUUUAAAUGUGAAUAUGGAAAAUACUUCAUCCCUUCUGUAUCACUUCUGCAGAAAAUGGGGAUGAUUCGUGGGAAUUCUGCAUAUUGUGGCAUAAAGGCAGGUUAUAUGCUAUUCUUGGAUGUUUACAAACAUAAGGGAAACGAUUAUAUCUAUCUAUAUAUCAGUUUUUUCUAUUCUGGUGGAGAAAAUAUCGCACGAUACUCGGCUUAUAACGUCUUACAUCAUUUAGCAGAAUAAGGCAUUUUUAAUGAAAUGACAGAGGGAAAUACUAACUCUUAAAUGAAUCUUCAUUUUAGGCACACCGUCUUUCACAGUAAGUGUGCGUUUCCCAGCAGGCUGAUGGAGGAUGACGCUAAACAAGCAACCAGGCGUUGUUUGCACUCUGGCAAAAACACAGUGAUAAUGUUAGAAAUGCCAUCCAAAUCAUUUUACAUCCUCCUCUGAAACGAGUCGCGGAGUCUGAUGCUGGCAUGGCCCUGCACGUUUUCCGUGGCACGUUGCGUAAAGAUGUGAGGAUGCCCUCCCAAAGGGCACCGAGCCCAGAUAUCAAGGCAACAUCACACAACAUCCCACCCACUGGGAGCCUAUCAUACACUCAGUGUAUUAUUACAGCAGGGCAACGGGUUUGGUGUCAUGGAACAAGCACCAGUCUAACUGACAAUGGCAAAUACGAUCCGAAUUUUUAACAGGCUUUAGUCAUAAGCGAGGUACCCGGGGAUCAACUGCACGCAAAAUGCAGAGGGAAUGUGCCUCUAAAGACGACUAUGCUCAGAUAAAGUGAAUCCAACCGUUUUCCCAUUCCCGAGGUGGAGAAAUGUUGAACUGGUGACGCCUCACUUUGUAAUUUUUCCCAUUAUUAUUGUCCCAGAACUCCUGGCCACCGACACAGUACUUAAUCGCGAAUUGCAACGUGCCUCCGUUGUCGAGGUAGGUUGGCAUGACAAUCUUGAAGCAGAACCUAUCGGUGACGCCGUCGCUUGAAUCGGGCACAUAGGUGGCCAGGCUGUCCAUGAACGUUAUCCAGUUGUUGAGAGAAUAGCGCAGAGAGACGCUCUUCUCGAAAGCCAAAUUCAGGACGCGCACGAACCCGGAGAGGUUGAACUCGUCCGCUUCCACGGUCUCCAGCAGGACCUUCACCUCUCUGACUUUCUGCUGGAAGCCGGGUAGCGUUCCUGGGUUUGUGAACUGCAAUUCCAUGAACACAGACUGUGAGGGGGCUCGAGGGAAUUUCGUGUCCAACUGAUGGAAGGUCCCUUUGGGCAGUUUGGCCAGGAUGCGCUCCGGGACCUCCGGGUCAUCCGCAUCAUUGAAAUGCUUGAUGGAAAUGAGCUCCAGGCCCAGAGAGUCGGCGAACCGGACUUUUUUCUGACUUGUUGGACUUGUUCUGCGGGCGAUUUCCAACUUCGCUCUCUCCGUGGGCGUGGGCAGAGAUUUGCACCUCCGGCGGAGAUUGGGGCUCUGCUGUGGCUUGAGGAAAAUCUCCCUGCCCCGCGGCCUCUCGUCCACCACGGCGCUGUCAAUGGGUUCACACGUCCCGUUCAUCAUGUCAAAAUCCUCCGCAUCUUCUAGCCGGGGGUUUGCGGCGCUCAGGCUCCCGAACAGCCCGGCUAUGCAGCUGUAGUUCCGGGGGAGGCAGCUCUUCGGGGGCAGCAUGACCGCGGCAGGAUGCUCCGUGUCCGCUUCCAUAAAACGCCAAAGACCCCGCACUGCAGAAGCCCAGGGUCCGCGAUGGAAAAUACCGGAUCGUCAGGCGAUAAAGCCGUCAGGUGGCAGUGUGCCUCUCGCGGAUAGGUGCACCGGACUGCGUCAGAAGCUGACUCUCCGCCAAUAAAGCGCACUCUUAUUCUACGGCAGCUUUUUUGCAAGUUUUGCGCUUGAAAAAACGGGGGUCACCCUCGACACAAAAAAAGAAGACUGUCGUAUACGCGCUUCCUCCAGUGCGUUUAAAGAGCCGGGCGUGCGUCACGCAGCCUGUCGCGCGCCUGGUCCUCCGUGGCGCGCGGCAGCAGCAGCCUACGUGCAGGAGGUAACGUUGCAUUUAACCAAAAAUGGUCUCCUCCUUCUGAGGUAAUAAACAAGCCGGUUUCCUCUUUUCACGCUGUAACAUUUCAAAAGAUCCUGAACGCACCACAGCAGGCUACACAGAAGAAGAGAAAAAUCCAGAUUAUUUGCCGGCUAUUGGAUUUUUUUGCAUUUUUUUUCUGCAUUGGGUCUUAAACAGGGUCUCCAGUUGCAGGAAUAUGAGGAUACUAUAUUCUUGGUUUACAUCACGUAAUCAGUGCGUCAGUCACGUGAUGUUGGGGGGCACCCCGUAGCUCCAGGUUUAGGGGAUGGCAGCUCUGUGACAGCUGCUGCAGAAGCCGGCUGCCCUCCUCUUCCUCUACGUCACAUUUUUCCCCGUGAACACUCCGGUCACCAUGACGACGGUGCUAACAGCUCGUAUGUGAAGGCAUUCACAGCUUCUUCCGCCUCUGUUGAGGGAAAAAAAACAACCUUUUCUAAAUCCAAACAAGCACCAGGGAAGCGUUUAUGAAUGAGAUCAUCACAAGCUUUUACGAUAUGGAGACCCAGCAAGAAGAAGAGCCUUCAGAGGAGGCGGUCAGCCCGCAGCUCCUGAGGGCUCCAGAGAGGAGACAUGUCGAUGACCUCCUGGACAUCAGUGAGGAGGACUUCAUCAGAGAGCUGGAGCCUUGUGCGUACGUUUGCUACUCCGGUGUGGAAGAAGCUGUUUCCGGUUGGGCCAGAGCCGCUCCGCUGAGUUGCAUACUUAUGACUCAGAGCCCACAGAGGAAGCCGAAGCAAAGGGAGGCUGACAGUCUGACCCCUUUGUCUGUUAACCCAUCAGCAGCCGGCGCACACAGUUCAGCCGGCCCCACAGAGCAGCACUGCCAGUUUCAUGCAGGCCCGCAUAACUUUAAAAAACCUGCGUCACCAAAGCAGCAAACAGUAUCUUGGGGUCAAACUGAUUUUGCUCUCCUAAAAGACACUCAGAAAAACAUGGCAUAUUGGCUCCCCGAUGAAAAGACAGAAGUAGAAGGGAUGCAACCUUACUAUCUGUCCUCAAAGUACUCCGUGUUGGAGUGUGGGCUCACUAAGCCCCAGAAGUCCAGCUAUAAGCCCAACAACACCACAGUUCCCAUCAAAAACUUCACUUUUUUGCCACCGAUCACUGUCCAGCCCGCACAGCAUAAUCGCAAAGUCAGCCGACAUACCCGCAAGGGUAAGAAAGCUCAAGAUGGAGAAACUUUUGGGGAAACCUUUUUCAUGUUUGGUAAAAGGAGCGGAGCCAAAGGCACCCAAGUGGACACUUGGAACCCAGACCAUCACGCUAACUCUGCCGCCCUAGACAGCAUUUAUCAGACAUGUCAGGACAACCCUCAUCUGUUCCCCGCCUGUCGUGUAACCGUCACCAGAAAGUCUCCGGCGCAUCUGUCUCCCAAACCAGAGACAGUGCAACCCAAUAUGGGCAAGAUGCUCUUACAGGAAAUGACCCAACGACACCUUUCCCCCAGCUGCCUGUACUCCUAACAUGACAGCGUGCCGUCCAGCUCUGUUCGAGCUCCCGGACAAAUGCUUCCUAUAAGUGAUAAAACCGUUCAAUAAAUGAAUGAAUGUUUCAUUAAUUCUCAGGAUUAAAUAUAAAUGUGUAUAAAAGUUUAGCGUUGUGCACCUUAAUGUUGUUUAUCCUUUUAAAUGGUUACGGUCACUGUUACUAGUAAUCAGAUUCCCACCAGGCAUCGAUGUGUAGAGCUAAUCCUCCUUUUGGAUUCUGCAGACUGAAACUUGACAAGAGGGAAGCUACAAAGGACCAACAGUACUGAAAAGUGUGAAGGAGUGCCAAGAGGUUUCUUGGAGCUCCGUUUGUUUACUCUUUACAAUAAAGUUUUCCUCUGUUCAGAGGAAGGCUACCUAAAUGUGAGAAUCAAAGUUCCAAUCUCCAGGAGUGCUGAGAUGUCACAGAUCACACUAACGUUUCCAACAGAUGGGUGAGCCAAACACCACAGCUUUAAGACCUACAUCAGUUGUGCUGACCUUUAUUUUGCUCUGGCUUCUUCCCAACAAGAGCUUUUGCAGCCGAUCGCGUUACCUAGCAACAAUGCAAUUACUGUGUUACUUCUUCCCUUUAUACGGCUGUUGGCAGCUCAGUACUUCACCUUAUGAACACAAAGAGUAGUUAUAUUAGUAAUUAGAUGGUCUACUGGAUAUUGGAGAUAUGAAUAAGAGCAGUAUUAUCGUGAAAUCUAUGAAUGGGUUUUCAUUGUUUCUGUUCAGUAUAAAACAAAUUUGUCUAAAUUUAGCGAAAGAAAAAGACAAACAUUAAAACAUAUCUUC
Messenger RNA from Menidia menidia (Atlantic silverside), 6925 nucleotides. The record is from the annotation of a GenBank genome assembly. Lineage: Eukaryota; Metazoa; Chordata; Actinopteri; Atheriniformes; Atherinopsidae.